CGAUUAACAUCGAGACGCCCAAUAAAAAAAGUGAUACAGGUCAGUUUUCCCUCUUUUUUUUUAUGCACAGCAAUAAUAAGAAGAGAGGAGCUGAAAGCAAGCGAUUGACACAGAGUACCUUGUUUACCUUUUUUACUCAAAAGAAACAGAAAACGAAGAACAAUGAGACAAAGGAAGAGGUUAUUAUUGAACAAGUAAUCAAAGAAGAAGAAAAGGUAGAAGCAGUAGCAAAACCUUUGUCAAUAGAAAAGGAAGAACCUAGUACACCUAUAGAGCAAAGGUUUAGCAAUUCUAUAUACACACAGGAAUUUGAUGAUGUGGUUCAAACAGUACUCGAUGGAGAAGAUUAUCUGCUUGAUGAAAAAGAACUCGAUUUAUGCUGUAGAUAUGUUGGUUUGAAAGAUGAUCCUAAACACUUGCUGGUCAGGUUAUUAAUAAGAAGACAUAAAUGGAUCAAGCAGGAUACGUUAGAUUAUUCAUUAACAGAUAUGAAUAAGGCUAUUCAAGAAUUAAAUGAGAUUGGAUUUAUAGAAACUGAUCUGAAAGAUAUAGAAACAGCGUUACAUGUCUUGACAAAGCCCGAACUGAGAAAUAUUGCAAAAGAAAGACAUAUUGCUAUGCAAGAGACAAGAAAGAAUGGGUGUAUAAAGGAGAUAGUAAAGUACGCCUUGUCAGAUCAUAUUAGUUAUGGUAAUUCACAACCUAUUCAUGAAUCAAAAAUGAAAAAGCUGUGGGAUACUGUAAACAAGUAUCUUGGACCAUGUUUACGUGUACGAUCUGAGGUGUAUGAGCUUUUUCAACGUCUACAGAUUGUCUAUUAUCGAAUCACUAGCCUGAAUGAUACAAACUAUAUCGCCAGUUCAAUAUUAGCCAAAACCAGUCGACGUAAUUAUCCUCAGUACACAUGGUCUCGAUCAAGCUCUAUUUGGUCCUGUCGCGCUGAUUUAGUAAAGUUUGAAGAGGCAUUGCUAAUAGAAAAGGAAUUUGAAACAAUGGUAAAAGAUGUACCCAGAACAAGGGCAGUUGGUCAAAAAGAUAGUGGUGGGGACAUGCAGGCACUAUUAGCUUCAUGCUGGUCACUUUGUGAAUCCAAGAUGAGUGCUUGGGAUGAGUGCAUUUAUUCAGAACAAACGAGCCAGAAGCCAUAUUAUAAAAGACGAUUUGAAGCAGGUUGGAUAUAUACCAGAUUAUUAGAUCGAGGGACAGAGAUAUUGGCAAAGUUACAUGAAUAUGAGCUAGAAUCUCUUGUCUUACACAAACUACUAAGUCAGCGCGUGUAUCGUCUGGGCAAGCGAGGCAAGUGGUACGAAAGACUUGCUUUGGUUCAAAUGAACUAUUUAGAAAGAAAAGACGCAAAGAUCAUGAGGGAACAAAAGAAGUGUGCAUUACAAACAUGCAUUGACGCAUUACAUGACCCUCUUGAUCUCCAUAUAGUAUAUAUUCAUGGGAUACAGGAGCGUAUAAAACGGUUAGAACGACAGCUUUCCAUUCCGAAGAGAGAACAACAUGACUUUUCCUAUAUGAGCCUAAGGAAGCCAAAGGAGAUUACAGUUUAUGGUAUUGGUGAACGUAUAUCAAACGAUGAUGUAAAUAAAAAGUCUAUAUGGAGAACAAAUAAUGGAGCAGAGUGCUCAGUAGAAGAGGUUGCCCUAGAAUAUUAUGCCAAAAAAGGCUUCAAAGGACUGCAUGCAGAGAAUGGGAUAAUAAGGAUGAUUGCAUCCCUGUUGUUUUGGGACGUUAUAUUUGCGCCUAUUCCCGGUGUCUUUGAAACGCCUUAUCAGACUGCACCAUUGGAUAUACGGUCAGAUGCAUUUUAUGAAAGUCGAUUAGACAUUAUUCAAAAAAGAUUAAAUGUAAUAGAGAAUGGUGAUUAUUUAGACAUCAUAAAGACAGUUGAUACCAGAGAAAGGCCUAGACAGACAUUAUGUAUAGGUGUCAACUGGAAUUAUGAGCUAGAGGAUAUAUUAGAGAUAGCCGAGUGUAUUGGCCCCUUGCCAUUAGCCUCUCUAUGUAAGCUGCUUUUUGAGGAAUAUGGACAGCGACAAAGCGGAAUGCCAGAUCUUUGUUGCUGGAAUUAUGAAAAGAAGGAAUGUCUAUUUUCUGAAGUAAAAGGGCCUGGAGAUACCUUAUCUGAAACUCAAAAACUAUGGAUUGACACACUCACUAGUGUCGGUAUUCAAGUUGAAGUGUGCUUUGUAAAACUAUGGAAAGGCGAAGAUGUAUUUUUGGAGACAUAGUAAAAUUACAGGAGCUCCCUCAUGAUAAAUAAACUAUUUUUUGAGUUCUCAUAAAGUAACUUUUUGUUUGCUCUCUCUUUGGUUUGUUAGCUCUCAUAUUUAACAAGGCUAUUCCUGCAUUUUUCAUCAAUAUCGGGC
Rhizopus microsporus ATCC 52813 is the source of this 2375-nucleotide messenger RNA. RefSeq lists its product as uncharacterized. Bases 63 to 2237 code for a protein of 724 amino acids. The record is from RefSeq and is a predicted model, not a curated record. Gene Ontology annotation, biological process: interstrand cross-link repair. Lineage: Eukaryota; Fungi; Mucoromycota; Mucoromycetes; Mucorales; Rhizopodaceae. Gene Ontology annotation, cellular component: nucleus. The transcript is spliced from 13 exons. Gene Ontology annotation, molecular function: 5'-3' exonuclease activity; 5'-flap endonuclease activity; flap-structured DNA binding.